Molecule: messenger RNA, 1176 nt
Organism: Closterium sp. NIES-65
Lineage: Eukaryota; Viridiplantae; Streptophyta; Zygnematophyceae; Desmidiales; Closteriaceae
Source: the annotation of a GenBank genome assembly
AUGACGAAGAUGGUGUGGCGGAUAAGCUGGUCUGUGUCACUCACGCUCCUCCUGGUGUCUCUAGUCGCAGCCUUGUCGCACAGCGACACGCCCACGAAUCUGAUCCUCAAUGGCGACAUGGAAGAGCCCGGUGUACGCGGCGACGCCAGCGUCGCAGGCCCGCUCACGCGCCGGCACAGGAAACGCCUCCCCUCCGCGUGGCACCUAGUUUCCGGGUCGAUUAAGUACGUGCGCCUCGAGCACUGGCCCGCAGCCUCCGGCGAUCAUAGCAUCGCUCUCAACGGCCACGGACCUGCGACUCUCGCGCAGCGUGUGGUAACCCGACCAGGCGAAUUCUACUUCGUGCACUUCGACCUCACUGGCGAUCCCGGUUUGGAAGACGAGGGCGCCGUGCGAUCGCUGCGGGUCAGCGUGAUAGACGAGGACAGUGGGGCGCCGGUUACCGCGCGAACAUACGAAUUCGACACCUUUUCGCACGGAGGUGCAGAGGAGGCGAAACGCAGUCGCGAAGGGAUGGGGUGGCGGUCGCACACGCUCGCGUUUGAAGCACCUGGCGUCGCUGUCACUCUGCUGUUCGCGUCGACAACUCCCGGAAUUCACGGCCCCGUUAUUGACAACGUGCGAGUGCACAAACAAAAUGCCACGUUAGCGUUCCUCCACUCGCCCAAUACGCUCUACCAUUCCCCCACAAUCGACACCGUGGGACCCGCCGCCACUCCCGAGGCGUGCGGGCGACGCUGCCUCGAGAUUCCCAACUGCCGCGGCUUCUCUAUUGACAUCCCCGUUCCCGGUUUAAGCGACGGUUUGGUACAGUGUUAUUUGAAGAUGCUUAUGAAGAAGCCAUCUAUGGUGGGGCAGAACCGAGCAGACUCGUACGUUCUGAAGCGCGCCGAGUGCUCGUUUGGGCACAGUAACGCGAUGCAAUGUCCGGACAUGCUGCCUAUAUCGGGGAUGCUGCCCAUGGCGUGUGUUGCACACAAGUCGGCGAAGCGCCAGACAGAACACCCUUUCGCCGGAACCUGCAAGGCGCUAAAGCGGACGAAUCUGUGCCCAUUCGCGGGUGGUUACUUCGCUAAAGGGUUCGGUAAUAUCGGGAGCGCGGAUGACUACAGGCGGUGCUCGUGCGUGGAGGGGUCGGGAGGAAUCGCGCGGUUGCAAUGCGGACACGUGGUGUAA